Molecule: messenger RNA, 29512 nt
Organism: Podarcis lilfordi (Lilford's wall lizard)
Lineage: Eukaryota; Metazoa; Chordata; Lepidosauria; Squamata; Lacertidae
Source: the annotation of a GenBank genome assembly
AUGUGGUAAAGCCAUAGCUUUUGAGCAAAGCCAUCCAGACUCUGUUGUUGGUACUACAGUCAUACCUUGGGUUGAAUGUGCUUCGGGUUGAGUGUGUUCGAGUUGCGCUCUGCAGCAACCUGGAAGUAACGGAGCGCGUUACUUCCGUGUUUCACCGCUCGUGCAUGCACAGAUGCUCAAAAUGACGUCAUGCGCAUGUGCGGAAGUGGCAAAACACGACCCGCGCAGACACGCUGUUGCGGCUUACGUUGGGUUCAGGAUGCGAACGGGGCUCCGGAACAGAUCCCGUUCGCAUCCCAAGGUACCACUGUACUGAGAUAGCUGAGUUUGUAGAGACAGGGUUGUGGGUUCAAGCCCCAUGUUGGGCAAAAAGUUUUCUGCACUGCAGAGAGUUGGACUAGAUGACCCUCAUGGUCCCUUCUAGGUCUAAAAUUCCAUGAAGUGGGACUUCUGAGUGAGUAUGGAUACAAUUUGGUAUCACAUCUUAUUACUUUUUUGACAUGAUGCAGGCACUGUUCCACAUUCAUAGAGAUGAAGGAGAAGGGCUUGGGAUUUGUGUAGCUGUUUAAUAGUUGCAGCCUCUCUUUCAUAAAGCAUGAAGUCUGCUCAAGCGAAUAGAGCUUAUGUGAGAAGAAUGCAGUAGUUGGACCUGUCUAGUCACUUUUGCAGCCGAGGAGGUUUUGUGCACAUGCCAUCAUCCAUGCUAAAUUGUAUUUAAUUCAGUGAGAGAUGCAUGCAAAGGAUCACACCAGGGUCAGGGCCAUCAUUAGGCCAAGUAGGCAGCUAUCUAGGGUGCAGAUCUCUGAGGGGCGCAGUACUGACCUUUGAGGGGCACUGUUUUAUACAGAUUAGUUUUUGUUAUAUGUUCUAAACAAAAUGUUUACUUGGUAUUUUUCUUGGCAUUCUGUGGUUCAUCUGAAAAGUUGUACAGUGCUGGCAUAGGAUUCUUUUUAAAAAAACUUGUAGAAUUAUCUAGCCCUUUUUGAUCCUAUCACAAAUGAACAUUUGCACAGGGAAAGAUCAAGAAACAAUGGUUGCUACCUGGGAAAAGAUAUCCAAAAUGAGCUUACCGUAUAUAGCUUCUAGUAGAUGUUGCAAAGCAGAACAACUUAGCAUAUGCAAACUCAGCCAAAUACUACUCAAUUAUUCUGGACUGCACACCUGAUGUUAGUCACACUGAACAACUUACGAUGAUUGUAUAUUAUGUUGAUGCUAUCAAGCCACAGAUAAUGAGAUGUCUGAGCCUGAGGUUAUCAUAAGAGAACAUUUCUUGGGAUUUGUUCCACUAUAAAGGAGACUACAGGUGCCUUUAUGACAGAAACUCUUCUUAGACAGCUUGAGCAAAUGGGAUUAACAAUUGAGAACCUUGUGUGGUCAAAGUUACGAUGAUGGAAGUAACAUGAAAAGCAAAGAAAAUGGCAUACAAAACAGAGUCUGGGACAUAAACCCAUGUUCCCUUUUUGUGCCCUUCAAUGCACACUCUUUAAACUUGGUAGUCAAUGCUGCUGCUAAAUGUUAUUUGGAAGCAACCAGUUUCUUCAGUUUGGUUCAACAGAUUUCUAAUUAUUUCUUUGCAUUGACUCAGCAUUGGAAAAUUCUAACUAGCCAUGUAUCACACUUAGGCAUCGGUUAAGCCAAGGAAUACAUCUCUUUAUACUACAACAAAAACUCCAGGAUAACGUGCCUAAUGUUUCUGUUGCUCUAAGAAUACUUCCCACACUUCCAGUGUCAAUGGCAAGUGGUGAACACAAUUUCUCAAAGCUCAAACUUAUAUAAACUUACAUUUUGCAAGUAGUUGGCUUGGUAGCUAUAUGAAUUGAACAUGCUCAAGUAUCAGCACUUCACUUGAAGGAAUUGGUGACAAAAUUAUCAAAGGAAAAGGCACACAAAGUGAGAUUUUGAUGUGCCUGAAAUUGAAACUUUUAGAAGACUAAUUGUUUUAACAUCACAAUUCACACAGUUGUUCAAAAUGGUUUGUGUGCUAAAAUAAAUUUAGCAGUUUCAAGUUUUGUGCUUUUCAUUUUUUCAACAAGACAUCUGUUUUUGAAAAUUGAUGUUAGCAAUUUUGGAGUAGUGGGGGUGGGGAGUGCAAGUAGUUAGCCUGGACUAGGGUGCAAAAUUGCCUGGGACCGGGGCUGGACCACAACAAGACAGUUUGCUUCUCCUGUGACUGUUUGAUCAUGCUAUGGAAGUGUGAAUCCCAGCAUCCUUUGUAACAAGCCAUGUCUACUGAUGGUGCUGUGUAAAUAACAAUCCCGGUUGUACAGAAUUGGCAGGGCCAAACUAGAUGUGCUACUACAAGAUGUGCAUAUUUGUACAUAUGUCCCCUGAAUUUAUUCAGGUAUUUGUACCCUGUUUUUCCAAGCAAGAUGUCUUCCAAGCAGCAUACAAUGCCUUCAUAGAGCAGGAUACAAUAUCUACUACAAAUGGUCUCUAAGGUGCUACUGGACAAUUUUUUAAUUUAUUUUGACUGCGUCAGACCAACACAGCUACCUACCUGGAUAUAUAGUAUGUGUGUGCUGCCUACAAUAAACUCUUAGGUGUGUGUGUUGUUGAACAAUGUUCACUUUAUGAUUUUCUAAAUUACUAGUGUGUGCUUUAUGGUGAAAUGGCCAACAAACACCCUAGAGCAAAUUUAGGAUGCCAAAGAUUAUUGAUAAGAGAGAUCACAGUGUGAUUUUGGCUCAUGCCUUCCAGUUAGCAUAACAGCCCUCUCCUUGCAUUGCAGAGAAAGUGACAAAAUUUAUUAGGGACUUAGAAGAACUGUGUGGAUCAUUAAAUACCUGAUCCAUUUUAGCAAAUCUAUGGGAACAGAGUGUUUAAGCUUUACAGUGGAGCAUCUCUGAAAAAUGGUCGCUCACACAGGAAGAAGGCAAAAUUUCAAGUGGGUAAAGAACACUGUGUAACUGGAACAAAUGACUUGUUUUCCAAGCCAUAAUAUAGCUAGGGCUACCCUAAAAGCAGGUCAGUGUCAACUUUGACUAUGAAGGAAUUAGAAAGCAAGAAGGGGGGUGGUAUAGCCUGAGAUGCCUUAAUGCAUGGGUAGCAAACAGGCCCAGGUGCCAAAUCUGGCCUGUGGAUGGUCCAGGAAUCAGCGUGUUUUUACAUGCGUAGAAUGUGUCCUUUUAUUUAAAAUGCAUCUCUGGAUUAUUUGUGGGGCCUGCCUGGCGUUUUUGCAUGAGUAGAAUGUGUGCUUUUAUUUAAAAUGCAUCUCUGGAUUAUUUGUGGGGCAUAGGAAUUCGUUCAUUCACCCCCCCAAAAAAAUAGUCCGGCCCCCCACAAGGUCUGAGGGACAGUAAACCGGACCCCUGCUGAAAAAGUUUGCUGACCCCUGCCUUAAUGCUUGAUGCGCUGAGUCACCUUUUCAGACUUUGUUGAAGUACACUGCUAGUAUGAGAAGAAGAGGAAUGUGGCUCAGGAUCCCAGUAUUUCAAGUACCACCUCCCCCCCAUGAACCAACCAGUACAUGGCAUUCAUCAUCUGAUGUGCUUCUUUUUGUGCCCUGUGUGAAACACGCCUGGUACCAUCAUUGUCUGUUUUUAGGAGCCAGGCAAAAACAUUUACUCAGGCUUUUGGUUUUCAGUUAGAAGGGCAGUUAGAUAUGCCAGUGGCCUUUGUUGUGCUUUCCUUGAGUGUUUUUGCCCUGCUAGAAUAUGUCCUGGAACUCUUCUUACUUGCCUGUCUUGAAGAUAGGGAGGUUCGUGGAAAGCAGCCUACCAUACGAAGGAAAAAAUUAUGCUCAGUGCUCACUUUUGCAUCCAGCCCCAACUGGCAUGGAGCCCUUGGAAGGUGGCCUACAAAGGUAAGUGGGCCCUCAGGCUGAAAUGGCUUCCCCACCCUUGUACUGGAAUGUGUAAGGUAGUGCCACAAUCCUCCAGGAGGCUCCACAGGAAAUGCUCUGGCAGCACCUGAAACAGCAGAAAUGUCAGCCAUGAAGUUCUUAGUUCUUGGCACACACCUGGCAAUGGAAGCAGUGUUGCACUAAAAGCUAAAGCUUCUUAUCAUGUGUUUGUAUUUUAUAGGGGUAGGGGGAAAGGAUUUUUAAAAUAUAUUUUUGAUUUUUUAAAAUAUAAUUUAUCAAUUUAUAAUCUAUCAAUCUUCAAGGUGUUGUGAGACUCCUGUGGUGUGUGGAAUUCUCCCAAGGUAACACUGGAUGUUUUUAGUUAUGUCAAGUGAUGUUGAAUCAAGUUUUUCUGUAAGACUGUGCCGCCUAACUUUUUUGACGGCCUAUCUAUCUAUCUAUUACCCUAUUCUUCAUCCAAAGAGCUUUGGACAAUGCACAUGGUUCCCCCUUUCUCCUAACAACAAUUUUGUGCAGUAGGCUAAAUGAUUACUAGACCGCACCUAAAAUUUUUGUGUCUAAUGGUGUCCCUUAAAGUGAUGGAGGGCUCAUGGACCCAAACAGUAGAAAGGAGAUUUUUGUUGUUGUUUGUUACCUCUCUUGCUGCAGCACUCUGCAUCAUCCUUCUUGUCCCAAAGGGCUCCCUAACCCUCUGGCACAUCGGGGAAAUUGGCAAAAAAAAUCCCUCCCUCCCUAUUAUACUGAUGGAAGCCUCAAUUGGAUUAAGUACAAAGGACACCUUUGAAUGCAAGCAAUGGUGGUUCUUGUUUAACUCCAUCUCCAACUACUGUAUUUCACAGGGACCAGCCAAUAAACUACCCAAUGCAAAAUGAAAAUACCCACAAGACAUAAAAGAAGUAGAAGGAUCCAGGAAAGGGAAUAAAGUGAUAUACGUUCUGAGCAUAUUGUGGCUUAGUUGCAAAGCUGAUAGCUCAGCAAGGAUACCUGGGAUCAAUUCACACAUUCAGUCAUUAUCAAGUGACAUUUUGGUUAGGUUAAACAUCUGCUACACUCCAGCAAUUGUCCACACAGCCUUCUGUGUCAUAAUAAAGGGAGCCUGUUUACCUAGAUCAAAAUCCCAAGAAUAUAUAAGUCCCAUUGAUGAGAAUACUUUAAGCGCAUAACUUGAUAGCUGCCCUAUCACCAACCACACAAGGUAGUCCUUACAGUAGUCUAGUGUAAGAUGUCCCACUCUGAGCCGCUAUUUAUAGCAGAGAAUCAUCAUUGCCAGCAACACUAAGUUUGACAGGGAAGUACAAUGACUAUAUUUAUAAAAAAGCUGAAUAGUUUUCCACCUCUAGAGGGACCACCAGGAUCAAAGAUUAGGCAUGCCAGCUCACUUGAGGAAAUCCUCACUGUUAUGCAACAACCUUUCUAUUUAUUCUCUUGGUGUGGCAUAUUCAGAGAUCACCAGGUGGGGAAAACUAUAAGGGGUUAAAAUCAGGUUGUCAUCAGAGUCAAGGUUUCCUAGCUGAGCCGCCUUGGGUUUUAGCAAGGCCAUUAACUGAUUGGUACCAGCAUUACAUUAUCUCAGUGCAGAGAGUUCUAUUGAAGGCAUUGGAGAAAAAUACUGUUAAGAGUUCCGUUUAGAAUACACACUCAUUUUGUUUCACCUAAUCUGGAAUUAUUCACACUCAUCCUCAAUAUGCCGCUGCUGCUGCGAACAACAACAACAACAACAACAACAACAACAACAACAACAACAACAACAGCAUAUUAUUUAUACCCCGCCCAUCUGCCUGGGUUUCCCCAGCCACUCCGGGUGGCUCCCAACAGAAUAUUAAAAACACGAUAAAACAUCAAACAUUAAAAACUUCCCUAAACCGGGUUGCCUUCAGAUGUUUUCUAAAAGUCAGAUAGUUGUUUAUUUCCCUGACAUCUGAUGGGAGGGCCUUCCACAGGGCAAGCACAACUACCUAGAAGGCCCUCUGCCUUCAGGUUCCCUGUAACCUCUCUUCUCUCACUGAGGGAACCACCAGAAGGCCCUCAAAGCUGAACCUCAGUGUCUGGGCUGAACGAUGGGGUGGAGACGCUCCUUCAGGUAUACUGGGCUGAUGCCGUUUAGAGCUUUAAAGGUCAGUAUCAACACUUUGAUUGUAUCUAGAUUUUGCCUUCCACAAGGGUGUGUGUGGCUAUUUGAUAUGUGUUUGAAAAUCCUCCCCUUGAUUGGGUUAUCCAUACCAUUUUCUCCCUGCACAUACCCCUGGGUAAAUGAUAAAGGAAGUGCUAAGUGUGAUCUUGGUAUAUACCCACCCACAAUGUCACUGGGCAGGUGUGGACACAUCACCACCAUGUCCAAUGCUUGGGCCACCUACAUCUGGUUUCUUCUGUUUUAAAAUGGUCAUGGGGGUGUGCUUUUCAAGUGGACGCUUCUCGUCACCUCAGGAUGGAGAAGCGGGGAAAGCACAUAGCAUUAAGCCCUGGUUUAAUGUUAUAUCUGAAUAUGAGCUAAAGGGUCAAUUGCUAUAGUCUUCGAGUUUAUUUCAUUUUUUUGUCAUAUGAAACUGUGGUAACAACAUUUCAAAAUAGGCUCAUUUCUUUUCCUCCUUGCAUUCAUCCUCCUUAUAACUCUACUCAACAUUCAUUACUGUAGAGAGAGAAACAAGGUGUGGUAGUUUUGAAUUAUUUUUGUCUCAUUCUAAAAAGAAACACAGUGUUAUUUCAUAAACUGCUGUUAUUUUAGCUGCCGAUUCUACUCAUGGCCCACUUCCUGCCCCUUUCAACUUUAUAGCGGACCUGCCAACUUGCCCACUUUGGCCAGAUUCAUUUCCUUAUACCAUAGGAAUGGCAAUGUUGUUAAUUAAGAUAAACUGCCCACGAGCUAAACAGGCUUGGUAUAUGACACUGCAGCACCUUCAAACACUGCCAGCUUUCUCUGCAAGUGAUGGAGUUCAUUCGUAAAUUAGCUUGCCAUCCUGGCAAGACCUUGGAUUUGAGUUAACUAGUUGGCCAGGUUGACCAGUUUCUUUCAUGACUGCAAAGUAGCUCUUUUGCUUGGGAAGUGGGAAGGAGUAGGGAAUUCAAACUUUCCCUCUUUCAAAGGUUGGAAGCUAUGUAAAUAUUCUUUCCCCUUGUGGGAAUUUUGCUAUCUUUUGAAAAGCAAGUAUGUGGAGUCCAGGUGGUCCACUGUAGUGUUGUACUUUGGCUUACAGCAGGCAUAGGCAAACUCAGCCCUCCAGAUGUUUUGGGACUACAGCUCCCAUCAUCCCUAGCUAACAGGACCAGUGGUCGGGGAUGAUGGUAAUUGUAGUCCCCAAACUGCUGGAGGGCCAAGUUUGGCCAUGCCUGGCUUACAGGGACCUCUUUAAUUGGGUCUCUUUACUGAGCUAUAACAUCUGCAAUGUUACAUCCAGCGUCUUUCGGUUGCUGUAGUUCUGAGAGGGAGGAUUAUUCUGCUUUCUUUCCAGUAACAUCUUGUGCAAUUUGAAGUUACGGUAAGUACAGGCCUCCACAAUCUUUCGCCUUCUUAUCUGAAGGCUGGCAUGAAGUUGUUCCUUAUAUUUUACCACAUCCAUUGUACUUAAAACAACAAUUAAAUAGUAUUUCCUUAGUUAAAUGUGGAAGUCCUUUCCCCCCCUUACACUGCUAUUCUUCCUCAAAACAUGUUAAACUAAGGCCUGCAGGAAUCAGUGGAACUUCCACCUAACAGGCUUAAGCCAGGAAAUGGUACCUUGCUUAUGUCUUGCUUGAAAUUGCUAGACCUUAAGCACUACACUAUAAUAUAUUCAAAGAUCUGAUCCUUUGCUCACUCUCUAGGGAGUAAUUACCAUUUGAGUCAACGAUCCUUACUUCCAUGUACGUUAUGGGAUAAAGCUGCAUGUCAUACUGAUUUCAAGGUACCAUAAACGUGAUUGACUGCUUUCCUAGUGCCCUCCAACCUGAUGGACCUUAUUCCAUUUUUGCUAGGCCUCUGGUGAAUGGCAGGAAGCUGUGCAGGCCACUGAAGCUGUGUCUCUUAACCACCGGAGAUAUUAUUCCUACCAAAGAAGGAUGGGGCUGGCAGGAUCAGUCAGAAGGGAAGGGAAUAGAGGACCCUGUGAAUGGAAAAGGAGAGAGUCCAUGUAUUGAGCUGGGAGAGGUCCCUACCCUGUUAUUGCUAGAUGUCACCAAGCAGGAUGGGGAAGCAAUUGAGACAGUCCUUACCCCAUCUCUGGACAAUGGGAUGUCCACUGUAGCUGAGGAGGCAGCCGGCUCACUCACAGAAGUGGAGGAAAAGCCAGAGGAACUGAUGUGAGUUCCAUCACCAAGGACAGACUGCCAUCUGUAUUGGCACAAACAGACUCUGCCCAUUUACUGGAGUGCACACUUGAAAGGUCAGUCUUCUCAUUGGCGAUGAGAAUUGCACAAUCCCCUCCACCUAAAAAGGAAAGCGGGUGAGGCAUGUCAAGUGCUGGAACAGAAUAUUAGCUAACGCCUGGUCAUGAAUCUUACAGACUUGCUUAUAGACCUAUGAAUUGUGUAACCUGUAAAGGUAAAGGUACAGGACCCCUGGACAGUUAAGUCCAGUCAAAGGCAACUAUGGGGUGUGGUGCUCCUCUCGCUUUCAGGCCAAGGGAGCCACUGUUUGUCCACAGACAGCUUUCUGAGUCAUGUGGCCAGCAUGACUAAACCGCUUCUGGCUCAACCACAUACCGUGACAGAAACCAGAGCGCACUGAAACUCUGUUUAGCUUCCCAUCGCAGCGGUACCUAUUUAUCUACAGUGGUAACUCGGGUUAAGAACUUAAUUCGUUCUGGAGGUCUGUUCUUAACCUGAAACUAUUCUUAACCUGAAGCACCACUUUAGCUAAUGGGGCCUCCUGCUGCCGCUGUGCUGCCGCUGCACGAUUUGUGUUCUCAUCCUGAAGCAAAGUUCUUAACCUGAGGUAAUAUUUCUGGGUUAGCAGAGUCUGUAACCUGAAGUGUAUGUAACCUAAAGCGUAUGCAACCCAAGGUACCACUGUACUUGCACUGGCAUGCUUUCGAAGUGCUAGGGUGGCAGGAGCUGGGACAGAGCAACAGAAGCUCACUCCGUCAUGGGGAUUUGAACCACUGACUUUCCGAUUGGCAAACCCAAGAGGUUCAGUGGUUUAGACCACAGCACCAUCCAUGUCCCCCUGUAAUCUGUACCUUAAGCUAAUGCUGAGACCUCUUGCCGAUUUCUUGAAAGAAUCUCUUGGAGUUUCCUGGAGCUGAGAGUCCAAGUACUGUCCCUGAGGGUGGGAGCCAGGAUGGAAAAAACACACACCAUUCCGUGUUCUCCUCCAUUUUCUGGGCAAGUUGCCUAGAAGUUUGUUUAUAGACAAGAGGGGUUUGAAUAAAAUGUAAAUUUCGUGGAUUUGAAGCCAGUUAUAUCUUGGUCUAUUCAUUUUCUUUUAUUUCUGGACCUAAUAUUGGAAGUGAAUUCCUUCUUUUUUUAACCCCACAUAUGCUAGAAACCCUUUUCUCUCUAGUGUCUAGCCACUAUACAGGGCAUUUAUUUUUAUAGAGAUGAACAAGGGAUGGGAGAGAAAAGGAACAGUCCAAGUUCCUACUGUAAUUCAACUCCUACUCUGAUACAUUUGAUUGGUCCAGUUUGGAAUAUUUAUAUAAAUUUGUGUAGAAGCCUUUAAAUUGUCUAACAAUUUCUAGAGUUUGGUUAGUUUCACCAUCUUCUUUUAAUUUCAUUCAGGCUACUUUCUGGUUGUAAAUUUCCAGGUUAAAUUUCCUUGCCAGUAAUAACUUCUGCAGUAGAAGAUACUCUGUUUUGCCUCUUCAAGUACCAACACUGUUGUUGUUUUUUUACAUUGGGAAAUGUGUGAUCUAUGUUCUUUGAAUAUAUUGUAAUAUAGAGCACGUAUGCUUUUACAAUUAAGAAUGCCCUGCUCUCCCUCAAAUAUUAAAAAUGGUUUUACAAUUAAACUCCUUGCAGUGCUGAGCAGCCCGGGCACGAUGUUGUUUCUGAAAGUCUUCCAUCAAUGAAGGAUGGUUCACAGAAGAGUCUUCAGGGCUGAGUGCGUGUGUGUGUGUGUGUGUGUGUGUGUGUAGGUUUAUAGCAGUAAUGCAAGAAUCGUUCAUCACUUUUGAUAUUUUAUUACGUUUCAACCACAUAUGAUGUUGUACGGUAAUAUUUUCUUAAAAGUUUCAAGUACUGGGAGACCGUAUAUAUAUAUGUAUGUGUAUGUAUAAGAUUUAUGUUCUGCCAAACCUAUAUAAUCACUACUGUGGCACCAGCUGGAAGGUGUAAGACCUCAAAGCGAGAAGCUGCAGUUGUAAUUUAAAUGAAGAUAUUUUUGUUUCAUUUUCUUGCUGAAGGAUUUGCUAGCCAGCAACCAAUCUUGCUGUGAUCCUUUUCAAACCCCUGAAAAUUUGGUUCCUCUCUCUUGCCUUCCAUGGUGGCAGGAGAGAGAAAAAGGCAAGGAGGAACUUUGCUGAUUUACAUUAGAAAACUCACGUGUUUGAAUUAUGGAAUAAAUGGGAGGGAGUCCUUAAAGAAACCCAAAACUUCCAUCUCUCCUCUCCACAAUUUUAGCCACCCAAAAGUAAAGCUAAGAGGCCCCGCACAAUGUGUUAAGGGGUCCACGCCCUUGCAUGGGCGUAGCCAGGAUUUUUGUUAAAGGGGGCACAACUUCAGUUUGCUAUGUACUUUUACUGAUUUUUAUUGAUUUAAGGGGGGGCAGCUGCCCCUCCCCUGACCCCCUGGCUACGCCCAUGCCCCCUUGUAAUUCAAGGACUGCAGAAGAAAGUGUUAUGGGCAGUCAUAAUGCUAGCAACCACCCAUUCACCAACCUCAAUUUUUGAGCAGCUCACCAUAAUCUCCACUUGAAAAAUACAGUUAAUAGCACUGGAGCUGCCCUGUGAUCAGGCAGCAUUUUAAAUAUUCCAUCAAAUUUUUCAAGCCCCGAUGUGCUUCAUUUUUAUCCCUGCCUGGAAACUUAAGAGUGUUUUGAAUACUUUUUUUUUUGGGGGGGGGGGGGGGGAGAUGAAUUCAGAUUGGCUGCUCCCAGGUUUAUGAUUGGGAAAACAUAAAAGGCAGUGGUAAUUUCUUAUUCAAAAGUCACCACAGUCCCUCAAAAGAUACUGUCAUGUUAUUACAAACAAAAGGAAAAGAGGGACAUGAAAGCAAAUGGCUGCCUUCUGAUCUUAUUGCAGUGCUUAUGAUGCCAUGUACAGUAGUUAGUUUCAUUUUCCCUGUCUCUCACCCCCUCCCCCUUAGUCUGGGUGUGUAUUUGCAUCUGUUAAAAGUGACUAAAUACUGGGACCAGCUCAGUAACAUAGUUCAUAUGUCUGUAUCGUAGUGUUAGUUCAGAUUAUGUCUCUGCUACUCUCAGAGGUCCAGAUUCUAUCCAAUUUCCAGCUGAGGUCAUUGCAUAACAAGAUCAGCCAGGCUUCCCAAGGUUACUUGGUAAGUGGUUCUCCUGGGAUUACAGCUCAAGUUCUCUAUACAUCCAAUCCGUUAUACUGUCCAAUGUUAGUUUCCUUCUACUCAUACACAAUUCAUAUUUUUUUUGGUGGGGGAGGGGGAAGAAAUGCUAUUCCAUUUUUGAGGCUGCAAAGUAGAAUGUUAUAUUGGAGAUACACACACAAAAUGGCAGCCAAACAGUUUGCUUGUGGCGUUCGUCAUCUUCAUUCCAAUGCAGUGACUCAUCUCAUUACCCGGAAGGCCAUCCUGGGUUGUUUCCUCUCUUAUGCAUUAUACAUGUACCAUCAAUGUUUUCCUGAACAGCACCAAAAGGACACUUUCUCAGCUCAGCCAUUAAUGGCCUUGGGUAUCAUUUCACAUCUGCAGCAUCUUUGCUCAGCAAACUGAUCCUCAGUUAGCACACAAUGAGCAUGAACUUUCUGAAAAGCUGUAUAUUACACUCAUCCCUUUUUUUUUUAAUCCUUUAUAUGUCUCAGAGGUCAGCAGCGAAGUUCACGUAUUUCAGUGAUCCUUGGGAACAUCCCCAAAGUUCAUUCCCUAUGGCUUGGUUUUAUUUACUCCAUUUUUAGGACCUGUUACUUUCACAGCUGUAUGAGAAGUCCAGAAAGCAAAGCUUUCCCGGGGAAAUAGAGACCUUUCUCUACCAAGCACUUACCUGCUGAAUCAUUGUUUCUCACCUAACUGUGACCCAUCAGAGGAGAGGGAAAAUGUUUGCAAUUCUAGGAUCUAAAAAAAAUAAGAAGUGAAAUUUGUCCAGAAGAUCAGCUUUCAUUCCUGAGGAGUAGAAAGUGAUCAAUAUUUUUUAAAUAUAUAAAAGGAUUCUAGUGGGAUUCUGGGGAAUUAGAGGCUGUUCUGGAAAAACUAAUGAACAGCAGUGUUAAAGAUAUAAUUACUAAACACAUCGAUGAAAAGGUUGUGCCAAAGCAUGGCUCCUGCAAGGUUAGGACCUCUCUCACCUUUUAGAGUUCUUUAAAAAUACACACAAGCAUACAGAUAGUGGUGAUCCAAAAGGGACGUGGGUGGCGCUGUGGUCUAAACAACUGAGCCUCUUGGGCUUGCCAAUUGGAAGGUCGGCGGUUUGAAUCCCCACAACAGGGUGAGCUCCUUUUGCUCUGUCCCAGCUCCUGCCAACCUAGCAGUUUGAAAGCAUGCCAGUGCAAGUAGAUAAAGAGGUACCACUGUGGUGGGAAGGUAAACUGCAUUUCUGUGCGCUCUGGUUUCCGUCAUGGUAUUCGGUUGCGCCAGAAGCGAUUUAGUCAUGCCGGCCACAUGACCCAGAAAGCUGUUUGUGGGCAAAUGGUGGCUCCCUCGGCCUGAAAGCGAGAUGAAUGCCCAACCCCAUAGUCACCUUUGACUGGACUUAAGCGUCCAGGAAUCCUUUACCUUUUACCUUUUAGUGGUGAUCCAGUUGACAUUGUGUGCUUGGACUUCCAAAAAGCUUUUGACAAAGUAUCACGCCAAAGACUCCUGAGUAAGGUUAGCAGUCAUGGAAUAACAGGCAAGGUUCCUCUUGUAGAUCAGGAAAAAGUCUGGAUAACAGGAAGCAGAAAGUAGGAAUACAUCCUGUUUGUUUGGUGCAUGGGACAGUAGGGCAAUGACUGAACUGAUUACAGCUCAGGAAUCAUAUUCAGCUGUCAGGAUGGACAACAAAUCAGGUUGUCUGGGCAUUACCACAGAUUCAUUCUCAUCUCUGCUGUUAUGAGAAUUAUAAGGUCUAAGAUAUAAAAUAAAUGUUCAUAAAUGUACAAGGCAAACACAUACAUAAGUAUAUAAACCAUGUGUCUGAAAUAGUACAGGAAGAAACCGUGAAGCCAUUUUGACUCUCCCAAAUUGACCAAAAAUAUUUCUCUGCAAGGAGGAAGGAAAUGGGAGAAGCUUUCCAGUUGUCUUUGUACUUCAGGGGCUUACACCUCCCUGUAAAUACAGUCUGGCAAGUACCUGUUAAGCUGAGCACACUAUCGAUAUGCGUAAGAGAUUCAGGAACUAAGUAUUUACCAUCUCAAAGGAAUGGCCAGGCUACGCAGAAAAGGCAAUAAGAUAAGGCAUUAUCAGGUAUCCUGGCAGACAAGAGAGAAGCAACACAGUCAAAUUUCUGCUGGGGACCACCUCUUUCUGUGAUGUAUGUAUGGUGUUUUGGGGGGUGGUCUUGAGCUUCAGGGCAGGCAAUUUCAAAAGUCUAUAUAAGAGCUUGCACACCAAUGUUCUGGGUUCCUCUCCUCCCUCCCUGCGUGGGGGAGUGGGGGACCCUGUUGCAACAGGUUAAUAAAGACCAUGCUUACUAGCUGCUUUGCGUCUCAAUAUUCUCUGGUUGGCCUCUGUUAUUUUCUCCUACCGAUAGAGAACCUACAUAAGGACUCCAUACAGGCUCUUGAAUACCCUAUAAGCGAUAAAGGAGCAGUUUUUUCUUAUAACAAUGUUAUAGUUUUAUUUCAGUGGGACCAAUAGUCUCAGUGUAUACAUCACACAUUUAAAGUGCCCCCUUCCCAAUUCUGGUAACUGUAGUUUCAUAAGGGGAAUUGUGACUCUAUGAGGGGUUAACUGCGCUUCCAGGAUUCAUUGGGUGGGUGCUCUAAAUGUAUGGUGUGUACACAAUCCUAGAAUACUUUCUUGGGAGUAAGUCUAAUAUGAUUCAAUGUUGUUACUUCUGAGUAGGCAUGCAUGGGACUGCCCUGCAAUUUCAUGAAUUUAAGGAGGAAAUUGGCUGAUUUAUUAGUAUUUAUUUAUUAGAAUUGGUAUCGGUCUCUCCACAAAAUAGCUGACAGCGCUCUCUCUUUAUAUAAGACAUUUCAUUGAUAUACAUACUAAGGCAACACUUUUGGUGUUUUACUAUAUUUGAUCAUAUUUGCACAUCUCCCUUCUGUGUGUGCUCUUUCAUCUCCAAGGGGAGAAGAACAACAAUAAAAAAAAGUUUCUGGUUAAUAUGAAGGAAUUUUCCUACCUUCCAGCUAUUUUCAUAUAGUAGCUAAAGGUGAUGCACAGUUCAUAGCAACUGCAUGCUACCUUCUGGUUUUUAAUUUCAAAAUGCAUAAUUCUGCCCCCACCCUCACGAAAGUAUUACAUUAAAAAUACCACAACAAAACUAAUUGCCCCGAGUAAACAUAUGUAUAGAGAGAAGGUUCCAAACAGUACAGCUAUCUGCAAAAGUCUCAAGCAGCAUUUUAAAAGCCUCAAGGGAGUAAGAUCUAAAGUAACAGGCUGAUUAAUGUGCUUGGAAGAAAAACUGCAAAAAUAACUUUUAUUUAGCCUGUUUUGAAAUCACAGCCGCAAAGAAGUAACUGAUCCACUGUCAUUAAGCUGAAAAUCUUAAAGCCUGGGGGCACAAUUAACAAUCACAUGCACACCUGCUGCCUCAAAUCUGUCUUUUGAAAUCAAGAGUAAAGGGACUGCAGAGUUUUAUCAAGGGAACAAAAAAACAUUUGAGAUUCUAAGGUUUCUCUCCUGUAGGGUCCUAGUUCAAAUUUAGUCAAGUGGGUGAGGGGCUGGAGUCUCUGUAUGUUGUCCAGGGCUGCAUACACACCAUACUUUUAAAACAUAUAACUCCCCCCAACCCAAAAUUGAGGGAACUGUUGUUACCCCUCACAGAGCUACAGUUGCCGACACCCUUAAGAAACUAUAGUUCCAACAAUUCAUCAACAGGAAGUCAUGUAUUUUAAAUGCUUGGUGUAUACAUCCCAUAUUAUAACUUAGUAAAAGGUAAAGGGACCCCUGACCAUUAGGUCCAGUCAUGACUGACUCUGGGGUUGCGGCGCUCAUCUCGCUUUAAUGGCCGAGGGAGCCGGCGUACAGCUUCCAGGUCAUGUGGCCAGCAUGACUAAGCCACUUCUGUUGAACCAGAGCAGUGCAUGGAAACGCCGUUUACCUUCCCCCCGGAGCGGUACCUAUUUAUCUACUUGCACUUUGUCGUGCUUUCGAACUGCUAGGUUGGCAGGAGCAGGGACCGAGCAACGGGAGCUCACCCCGUCGCAGGGAUUUGAACCGCCAACCUUCUGAUCAGCUCUGUGGUUUAACCCACAGCACCACCCACGUCCCAAUAUUAUAACUUGGGAGAGAGCAAAUCCUCAACAGGGCUUUAUCUUUUCGAGCCACACUUCUGAUUGUGAGGAUCACUUGUGAUUAUUCAAAACAAAGGCAAAGAUCUGGUUUUGCAUCUGUGUGCACACGCAAGUGUGCUUGAAGUACACUCUACCACUCCAUAACUCUUAUCAUAUCCACUGGUCUGGAAGGGGGAAUGGGUACUCCAAAUGUUGCAAAUAAAAAACAACAACAACACUUAUAAGGGCUCUGGAAAGUCCUUUGUUUCUAAUCUGGACAUAUGAACAUUUCAGUUAAUACUAUUUAUCUCACCACCUUGUAAAAGCAUUACAGGGGAGGCAGUGCCUCUCCAGUUGGUGUGCACUGCAAAAAGAAUCAGUGAAAUAUGUCUUUGGCUCCCUAGUGACAGAAGGAGGAGCCCCUGAUGUAGGAUGCUCCACGUGAGAGCUAGGAAGCAAGGUAGCCCUGUUGAGACAUAGGCUGUCCAGCUGUUUUAUAUAUUGAUGAGUUUCUUUGGCAUGGGUUUUGUUGGUUCCUGGAGGGAUUGAAAGUGCAAGCUUGUGUUGUGCUUUGCUUAUGUUGACUGAAGUGGUUUAGUAGCUUUGCCGCUUUUUCAUCCUAGCUCAUUUCCCUCUUUCCUUUCCUUUUCCUCCUCCCAUUGGUUCCAAAAGGAAAAAUGGAUAAGGGAAAACAGGUCAUAGGCUACCCACCCACCCAGCAUCUUCUGCCCUGCUGGCAUGAGUCCAAUAGGACUUGGGAAGUGUUGGUAGAUCUACCAUAAACUCUCUCACCUCCAUAGGAUAGCUCUGCUCAUGAUCUUGGCUUUCUCUGGAAACUUCAGGGAGGGCUGUAGCUCACUGGUAGAGCAUCUUCUUUACACACAAAGGUCCCUGGCUCAAUCCCUGGCGUCUCAAGCUGGGGUGAGGAAUGUCUCCCAUCUGAAUCCUGGGAAUGCUAGUCAGUGCAGAAAUUCUCAAUAUAAGGCAGCUUCCUGCCUUUCUAGAUCUGAGGCACCUCAAAAGUUCAGUUCCCAGAGUCCCUGAGCAGGUUAGCUAGUUUAAUGUUGUGGUACACAUUAGCAUUUGUGGUGGAUUUUUUUUUUUUUGUUCCUCCCUGAGAGAUGAAUGGUACUUACUUUUACAGAGGGUACUAAAAUAUAUUUCAGUAGGAAGAGGAAACAUUUUAAUUAAACACAGCAUGGGUCCCAAAAUGUCUUGACAAAAUGUCUUUCCCAGAAAAUAUAACCUAUAUGAGAACAACUGAUGAAAAUAUAACUCUUAAAAAUACCAGAUACAAAGUAAAGACACUAAUUAGUACAGUAUAAGUAAUCUCAGUACAGCAUAUACGGAGAAUGUAUGCAGAGCUGCUUCAAAGAAGACACACAGAUAUGAAAUGUGCAAGCGAUUUAUCCAACCACUUUACAUAAUUCUUGAUCACCUGUGUGUGUGUGGAUGAGCUACUAAAAAAAUUGAAAGUCUAGUCUUUAAAUAUGAACAGAAUAAUAACCAUAUUAGUUGUGAUAUAAGCAAAAGCAAUAAGCUGUGAAACAGCAAUGAUGAAGGACUAAUUAGCACUUCAAACUCAAAACUCCGAAAGCUUAAAAGAUCCCCCUGGAUAAAAAGUACAGAGGAAUUGUAUUAUUUGACUAAACUGGUGGUUUUAAUAUUGAAAUUUACAUCGGGUGUCAAUAGUAUGAAAAAAGUCAAUGGAAACAUACCUACAUUGCUACAGUAGAUGCUUGUUAUGAUUAUAUCAUUAUAUAACUAGAUCAUAUCAUCAUAUUUAAAUAUUUUUAUUUUCUAGUUUCAUCAGAACUGAUUUGGGAUCUCCCGGUGAGUUUAAACUCUGAUUUUUAUGCUGCUUUGUAUAUGGAGGGAGAAACACUUAUCGUAUUUUUCUGUGUAUAAGACUAGCCCCCCCCCCAAAAAAAAUGUCAAAAAAUUGGGGACGUCUUAUACAUGGAUAGUGCCGAGAGUGGACUGGCAAUUGAUUGUUGCCCAAAAAUAGGGGGCAUCUUAUACAUGGGGGCGUCUUCUAGACAGAAAAAUACGGCAAAUAAUUAAACCAGUGUUUGGGAUAUAUUUUGAAACAGCAAAAAUUAGCAUUAGCCAGUUGUGUGUAGUACCUUGCUUGUUUAAUGAAGAUUAAAAACCUUAUAUUAAACAGGAAUAUAUUUAUAUUUAGAUAUAAAUAUAUUUGUCUAACUACAGGAACUUAUGAUUCAAGUAUUGAAGAUUAAAUUAGAAAUAUUUUGGGGGAACUUUUUAGGGAAGAUCUAAAGGAGGGAAAUUCUAUUAAGUAAUUUAAAAUUAAGUUAAUACUCCUGUCUUAAAUAUCCCAUAGGGGCCAAUCCAGAAAAAGUAAGGAAUGUUCAGCUGAAAUCAAUAGAUCUUAAACACUUCAAUAUAAGUUUACAUCCCAUCUAUUUAAUCUCUCAGUUACAUCUACAAUGAAGCUAAGGAACCAGUUUGAACAUAACACUAAAACAUAAUUUAGCAUUACUAUAUUGAGCCACCGUGAGCCUCAGAUUGGUCAUUUCACCUUCACUAGCACAGCAGCGAAAAAUAGUUGAGAAGUUUUGGCUUCCAUUUUAGAUUAACCACAGUUUGCUAUGUCAUCUGAACUGUGGAUAAUCUUAAUGAUGGCUAAACCAGCAAACUGUUGGACUAAAUUUAGUUAAGAUUAACAAUAUUUUAGGGCAGAGGUUGCCAACCUUUUUGAACUAGUAGGCACAUUUCUAGUUUGAGCGUGUGCUGAGGCUGUCAGUCACAAAUUGAUUGCCGUGGAGAGGGCAGGACAUAAAAUGGCUGUAAUGGAAAUUGUGGAAUAAUACUAGAAUUAGAGAGAGAAGCACUCUUGACAUCCUAGGCAGCUAUAACCUCAUGUUCCUGACUGUGCAGAUCUCUCUCUCUCUCUCGGUCUCUCUCCCCCACCCACCCUACUGUUGCUAUCUAGUAACAACUAGGAGCAUUCCUCAGCACCAGGAAAAAUAUAAGAUGUAGCCACAGCACUCUCAAAACAACAUUUUAAAGCAAUACAAAAAUCCCCAAAGAAAAAACAAUACAAAUGUUUUCAAUGAUUUUGAAUCCUGAGUGAUAUUUAGGAUAUGACACCAUCUAUUAGAGUCAAAGCAAUUUUUAAACCCUGUUGUUCUUCUUCUCUCAAAUACCAUAUUGUUCUUAUCAACACAGAAUUCAAUUUGCUGUUUUUAUAUGUUAGAGAGAUCUUCUCUAAAUUUUACAGAUUUGCAUGUAUAGUGACUUUAUGUCAAAUUAGCAGACAGAAGUUUCAACAUUUUUGUACAAUCGGCAGUUUCACUUCCUCGCUAUUUACACUUCUGGCUUUACGCUGUCAUUUACUUCUGUUGAGGAAACCUUUCAUUUAAUCACCUGCUUCAUUUUGUAUCCAUUUAAAAAUACACCCUAAGCCCUCAGGAUAUUGGCAAAGAUAUGAAUGCACCUGCUCAGCUAUUGCUAUCUUAUUGCACAUUGAUGCUUACUGUAGCUCCAGCACAUUUCCAUAACUGGUGUUUGAAGCUGAGCACACAUGACACAAACCACAAUCCAUAGGUAUCCUGUAACUUCUUGAUUCAGUACUCUGUCUGAGGCGCUUUCCCUCAAACCAGUUUCCAUCUGAUUUGAGAACAGCUAAGUUGUAUACAUUUCAGGCAGCUGUUGCACUUGUGCAGAUGAAAGCACAUGUACAGAUGACACCUUCAGUGAACACAGGGGGGGAAAAGCAGGCAAUGGGCACUGGAUGAAGACAAACCAGACCCUACUCUGGUCUGCACAGCAGCAUAAGAAAGCAACUUGAAAUGCUGUGGGAGGAAGCAACCUCGUAUUCACACCAUACAUUUAAAGCACAUGGCUUUCCCCAAAUAAUCCUGGGGAAGUUUUCAAGGGUGCUGGGAUUGUAACUCUGUGAGGGAUAAGCUACUGUUCCCAGAAUUCAGUGGGGAAAGCCAUGUGCUUCGAAUAUACGGAGUGGAUGUUGCACAUUGAAAUGUGGAUCACCUUUAACCACAUACUGUUGACACCGUUAAGAUGUUCUGUUGGCUUUGUUGAGGCAUGAUGCCAUUGGUUCACAAUCUGCUGCAUACAUACAUGGAUUCAUAUGUCUUUAUAAAAUUGCUUUCCAUUUGUGUGGUACAGAAAUUAGGCCAACUGGCCUCUAAUUCCAGUUCUUUCAUUAAGAGAGAUAACAUCAUACUGGUGUUGUUUUGUAUUAAGCUCAAUUUUGCGACUUCAAAAACUGGAAUUUAGAUAGCUUGAUGAUUUUAUGACCGUUAUUACUAACCCCCGUCCUUGCAGAAGAUAUCUUAAUUCACUUGGUUUCGUUUGCCAUUGUAUGGAUUCUUAAACCCCUUCCAGCUCUUCAAGCUUCCUUUUACUUUCUGAUGCAAUGCAUGCCCACUUGUAAACUGAUUUCCUGUCUUUGCCCACUGGUUUACCACACAUAUUCCAUAACUGAGCUAUAGCAUGCGGUUAUCAGUCUAUUUUUCAGCUUCCAUCAAUUGUUACAUACAAAUGAUUUCAUGCUAAAGAUUACUAUUGUCAUUAGAGUACUAGGAAGUGAGAGAAAUCAAGUUGGUAGGUUGAUAUAUUGCAUCAGGCCAACAUUCUUUAAUGAAAAUGAAUACAUUAUUUCCAGCUUCAAGGGACUUCGUCUGAAAUAUUGCUCUCUUUACACCCAACAAAAAGUUGACUUAAUUAAAAACACCACUCCAUCUGUACUGUCUCUUGUGAGUGUUUUGCUUUAGGUUCUGCUUUGUUCACUUGCAUAUUUUCUAAACAGGAUUUGAAUUAUCAGAAAAUAAAAAAGAAAUAAUGAUGAACAAUACAAUGCAUGUUAAUGAGAACAUGAUAGACAUUCUGUAAAAUAAUUAAUUCUAUAUGGCGGAGGAAAAAUACAGUAGCUUUCCUAAUGAUUAAGUUAUAGCAUCCAGAAGAUAUCCAAUUAAAGUGGUUUAAUUGACCCUUUCAGCUUUUUGCUCACCAUGUUUGCUCCAAACAUGGAAUAAAACAUACAGAAGGUGGCACAAGCGUAUACUCCUACUUUUGAAUGUCACUUAUGAAUAAAGAAUACAUUUUAAACAGCAAUGUAGGACCAAAAAUGGGGGAGGACAGUUAUUCUGGAUUAAUUUAUGUGGAAUAAAUGUAUCUGUUGUGUGUAGCAUUAUAAAUAAACUUUUCAGAAGAGGAGAAAGCACACAGCUCAAAAAGAAAGAAGAUUUUUAUGGAGAGAGGCAGACAUAAGUUGACUCAAAGAGGUGCCAAAUUAGUUCUGUUGCCCAGUUGUGUUUCCUGAGUAGUCUCCCACAUAUUUGCAUGGCAAAGGACUUUUGAAACUAGGAGGGUGGAAAAAUCAGUUUGUGGUGUAUAGUAAAGGCAAUUGCUACAUAGGGAAGAGUAAACAAUCUUUCAGAAGAGGAGGCAGUACUGUUGAUCAAUGUUUUAUUCUGAACCAUAUUAUAAGAAAAUAUAGUAAGAGCAUUACGAAUAAUCUUUAUGUAACCUUAACUUAUCUUUUUUCUGCAGUCAACACUGCAGGAUAAAUUUCAAACUGCCAACACUAACUGCAGACUUCCGCUAUUGAUCCAAGAACUAUACAGCACCACAGAAAUGAGGGUCAGAGUAGGUUUAAACGGUGAUGUGACUAAUGCUUUUAAAAUGUCAUGAGGCGUGAAGCAAAGUUGCAUUCUGGCUCCCAUUCGUUUUAACUUUUAUAUUAAUGAUUUGGUGCCAUAUUUACCCAAUGCAAACUCCCCCUCUCCAGUAGUUAGGAGCAUAAAGAUCUCAAUCUUGGUGUAUGCGGGUGGUUUAAUACUCUUCUCCUUUUCCUGACUGGGCCUCAGCACAUACUGUAGACAGGAAAACCUAUCUAUAAAUUACUCUAAAACCAAGAUUAUGAUUUUUGACACAUUCCUAGGUAUAGAUUGUGCUUGGAUUAGCAGGCUAUAGAAUCAACUUGCUCAUUUAGAUACCUGGGUGUACUCUUUAAUAAAACCUUCUGUUGGAAGUGUUAUAUGCAUUGAUGAAGUUCUACUAUCAUAAGGGGGAGGGGGCAGCUGAUUGAACCAGCCCUAAAGAUAUUUGGUAGCCAGAGGCAUACCUAGGGUCCCUUGUAUCCUUGCUAGGAGUGGUAUUGGCACCCCCUGGGGGAAAAAAACACCACUUUACUGCAAUCGCCUCUUGCCGACAUUGCUUCCCCUCCAGCCUAUUUAUGUUCCAGCCAGCGUAAUUCUCAUCCCCUUCCUGUAAGAUCACCUAUUCUGUUGAAUGAGUGCCCAAUAACUUUCCAUCUUACAGCCAAUCAGAAGUGCAAUUUAUUACUCAGUAUAAAAAAGAACCUUGCUUCUUUCCAGACCAGUCUCAUGUAACAACCAGCUGCUAGUCAGCAAUGGAUACUUUGUAUUUUAAACUUAGCUCUUCGCAAAACUAUGGACACAUAGCGAAUUCCUAUACAGUAUGUAAAACAAAUCCAGUAAAACAUGAUCUCUCCACAGUCACAAAUGUUUUAUUUCAUGAUUUAUGAAAAGUGCAUCUUGCUUCCUAGAUGUAUUUAUAUACAUUGUAUAUGCUAUCAACAUUUUAUAUAUUUGUUAGCCAUAUUGAAUGUUUAGUAAUAUAAACAGAAAGGUAGGAUAUCAUAUGUUCAAACAAAUAAGCCAAAUAAAAAUAGAUUUAAUAUGUAAGUAGGUUCUUGGAUAAGCAUUUGCUUCGAAAGUUUGUUCAUUGAAAAUAAAUAGUCAUAUUUUUCAUAAAGUAAUGAAAUGUCUAAAGGUUUUAUAGUCUAUUGAAAAGUUGCACUUUUUCUCUGACUGUUGAAACAGUAUUUGCUUUUGGAAGUUCAAAUACAGAAGUGGGGGAGGAGAGAAUGGCAGAGUUGAGUCUGAUGGAGAAAUUCAACUCUGAAUAACAGAGUUUGAAGAUCUGUUUAUUGAACUCCCAUCCUGGGAAUGUAAGGAUGACAUUUUUUGAAAGUUACAUUUGUUUUAGUUCUGCGUGUAAGAUCUUCAAUAGAACACAGGAAGCCAAUCUAUUUUCUUUAUACUGCAUGUUGUCAUUUAAGCCACCCCUUUAUGCUCCAAAUAUUUUUCCUGCAGGCUUCCUUCUUUGCAUUUGACUCUGGUCUUAAAAUCCAAAUAUGGCUGUUCAUAUGUUGAAUAACGCUGUUCUGGAUUUGCUUCAGCAAGGCUGCAAAAAUGUCGAAUGUGGACGCAAUCCUUUGGCUUGUAAAGCUUACCCUCCGUGUUGCAGUAACAGCUAAGCAAAGAAUUACCUUUCAUAUACCAACGAAAGGUGCAUCCCUGUGUUGUCUGUCACAAAGAGAGCUUCAGCACUGGCUUCACCCCUAUUUUUAGGUCCUCCUAAUAACGUUCACCUAGGUUUUAAACAAAUGCGAUUCAUGCUACCUAUUCAUGCUUCUAUUGUGCCACUCAGCAGUUCUCUUCCCCGUCUGCUUUGUUUUGUAGCUAAGCUGGGUUCAUAUAAGCUGCUUCGAGGAGGCCAUUUCCCCUUCCCUUUGCAUAUCGCGAGUGUGCAGAGAACGCCAUUGUCUUCAUGCAAGAGAAGGGGAAACAGGCCGCGUUUUCCUUCUUCUUUUGAGCACAAAAGGACUGCUAUCUGCAACUGAAAGAUGAGCAUUGGAAGGAGGGCAAAUACAUUGCUGAUAUCAGGAGGCGGCUUCCAGACAAUGGCCGCGUGCGGCUGAUGGAUGAGCAAAGGGGGAAGAAGUGGGUGAUGUCGCCGUCAUCCCUUGGCUGAGGGAGAGGACAUGAUGGCGCCCUGUUUUGCUUCCCGGGAUGGGCUUUGCUUGUGAGUGUGUAUGUGCUUGUGUGGCACCAGGCUGUUUCAUUGGCCACCCGUGAGGGGGAAUAUGGGUGCCUCUUUGUUGGAUCUGGUAGUGUGUAUUGGUGUUAGUAAUCCACCCCCACAGCCUUCCUCUCUCUCUCUCUCUCUCUCACACACACACACAAAUAACAGGCUGGGAGGAGGAAGAGGAGGGACUCGGCCGUGUUGCCGCUGCUGCCUUCAUUACUUUGACAGAAAAACUCCCCGGCCGGCGGUUGCCGCCGAGGCAGCUUUCAUGGUACGUGAAAGCGACGAGGGGAAAAAAAAGGCGCGCAGGUCGUGGCGCCUCCUCAGCGGCAAAGAGGGGGUCGUCGGCAGCCCCCCCCCCAGGCGUCUCCUCGCGCCCCCCAAACUUCGCUGGGCCUCCGUCCUUCCGCCCCCUCUCCUGUGCGGCGCCAUAUCCCUCCGCCACAGUCACCCCGCCUUCCAUUGCUGAGCUCGUCAAACUGCCGGAGUCCCCGGAUGGAAAACUAUAAUGGCCGCCAAUUGUGACUCGUCGGACUAUGGAGACGGGCGAGGUAAUCUAGGCGCCCGGCGCUCGUGCCCAGCGUAGGGGGGGGGGGAAGGUCGCGGGGGAGUCGCGGGGCCCUGGAAGCCCAGCUAGGUAACGGGGAGGCGGGAUCCCCCCACCCCAUACGGGCGGCGGGAGGGGGCAGCUUCUUCAGCGGGACGGGCGAAUCCCGGUAGUUGGGCAGGAACCCGCCCUCUUGUUGGGCCGAGGCAUCAAAUAGUCCCGCGGUCGCGGCUUGGUUUUGGGGAGAGAGAGAGAGAGAGAGAAGUGCACCUCAUUCAAGGGGUGCGGGGGGAACUAUUGAGGGGCCGCGCGCCGUUGGCCGCGCGGCCGCUUGCGCCCCCGCGGGCAAAGGCUCGACCAACACAGCGCUCGUGUAUCCCUCCGCCUUGCCAGGAUGAGAGUUGCUGUUCGGCAGCGCCCCGUCUCCUCCUCGCGGCUUCAGCCAGGGACCCCCUUUUUAGGACGGGGGCGCGAGCAUCUUGACCCCCCCACCCCCUGUCUCCCGAAACACAGCUCAAGGGGAUCAAAAUAGCGGGGUUGGUGCCCCUGAGCGACACCUGAGGGGCCUGGCAGCGCUUCUCCCUAUGGCGCCCAAAAGUUCUAGAGGCGCCCAGGAAGCCCAACUCAACCCGAAAGGGCUUUUUUUGUGUCCAGGCAGAAAGAUGAGUUGGGUGGUCUUUUGUUUUCCCUCCAGUUUAUGGACUCCCCCAGCACCUUAAAGGUCUUGAGACCUAAAGACAGCAAGUUGGCAGGCCAGACUCCAUGGUUUCAAAACUCAACAAGGGUUAUCAUGGGCUUGACUUGGGGCAAAGGCCCUUCGCCCUUUUCAAGUGCAGAUGCUAAGCGUUGCCCUAUCUGGAUUGUGUUGAAAGGAUUAACUUGGAAAUGGCUAGGAAGCACUUCCUGCAGAAUGAGAGAGAGAGUGGAAGGGAGAUCGCUUUGUUGUUGACUGCCAUCUUGUUUUGCUUGGGUGUAGCCUUGCACUAAAAAAGACUUGCCAAGAUAAUCCUCUCUUGCUCACAACAAAGUACUGAGCUGAUUUUGGUUGCUUAUAUUUAUGAUUGUGUUACCACAGGACUGAAGUUAAGUAGCAUGCAUUGCUGCAGCUAGAAAGAAGUUAUUUGGAAAGGAAAACCAACAAAGCCAAUUGUUCAUGAAAAUUCCUUAAGAUAGUGCAAAGAUUCUUAUAUAACCAUGGAAAUGUGCUAAUCAAUUUUGUUCUCACUGGCCGUCUCACUAAAUUAUAGUGAGUGAUAUAUUACUGUAUAAUAAUAUAGUGGGAUGUACCUAUGUGGAUAAUUUGUAAGAUGGACCUGUAUUACAACUUAAGUUGAGAAAAUUCUAAAUCUGCCAGUCCAGUCUUGCUCACAUAUACUUGAGAUGUGAAAACACAAAGGCUUGGUUCUGAAAUAAGAAAGAUACUACCAGAAGUUGCAGUGUUACAAGUAGACACAUUUUAUACAAUCUAUGGAGAUAAUUUGUCUUUGCUAUUCCUUCAACUCUUGCAAAAUAUGGGCUAUUUUGUAUAGGGAAUUGAUCAGUAGACUUGAGACAUCUCUUUUAAGAAAGGUGACUACAUUGCAUGUAGGUUACAAUGCUGAACCAAGAAUGAUAGUUUGUAAGAUUGAUUUAUUGGGUUUGUUUUUUGCCAUUAAAAUAAUGCAUGUUUUGGUAACUAUAUUCUAGGCUUCAACCUGUAUAAGGAGAUACUAAAAUUGUUCUAAAUUUGAGGUUUGGGUUUUUUUGCUUUUGUUUAGGUAUAUCUGCUUUUAAUCUUUGGGCAGAGUGAUUUAGCCUGUUAAGUUCCUUCUCUGGUCCCCAUGGCACAUACCUCUGCACAGAACAGACCUCUUUCUUUGUGAAAGAUUUCAUGCUUCUGAUUGUGUACUCUGGUUUUCAAGUUGCUGCUGUCUAGAAAAUCCUAAAUUUAAACAGUUUUUUUUUACUUGUAAGUAAUCUAAUCUGGGGAAGCGGGAAGUGAGCAGAGCAGUCCUACUGGGUGGGAAAGAUCUGUGGAAGAGCGACUUCCAUUUUCAAAGCCUUGCUGGCUUUGGCAGAAGGUGAGGAAGGGGUGACCAUUUUUUCUGUUAUGGUUGCUUUCCAUUGCAGGGAAUUAGGUAUGCCAGCUCUUAGGCUACUGUAGUUUCUGGCUCCAUUUGGAGUCAUGAUGAUGGGUGAAUGAAGAAGUGUAGGAUCCUGCAGAUCCUUGGCUGCCCUCAAUGUAUGCUAAUAUCCUUCUAGUUUUGGGCCCACCACUGGUAGGGUAGCCAUGGCAGCAGAAAGCACUGUUGCCAUCCAGGGAACCACCUGACAGUGGUCCACUUCUAGAGAUACUUUAUGGUGUCUGGGGGUCCUUCCCGGGUACCACAGGAUUGCACCCUUAGUAAACUAGUGGUGUUUGCACUAUUUUAAAGUUUGCAAAAUCAAUAAGGUGCAUGUGUGUAGUGCAGUCCCCUUUGUGUUUACUCAAAAGUAGGAGUGCAGCCUUUGUUUUGUAACAUGAACAAAUUCAUUCCUGACAUCUUUUAACUAUUUUUGGAAUAUUUUGGGAAAUAGUUAGAUUUCGAGUUUCUGCAGAUAAAUAUUUGCAGGUUAAUUUACAAAUAAGCAAUGUAAAUAUUAGGUAUUAAAGAAGCUCAUUACAUGUGCUUUAAAGUUAGCUAGCAGGUUUCUAUUCCAAAGUGUAGAAGACUUGUACAGAUGUAUAAGGUUGGUGAGAUUUAGGAGAAUAAAUUAAACUUGGCAUUUCCCUAGUUUACAGUAUUUGUUUAGAAUUUCUGUCAUAGUGGGCAUUUAUUUGAUUUUGAUUAUCCUGCUAAAAGUCAGGAGUCAAAAAAUGCUACAGAUUUGUAGUCAACAAUACCAUUUUUUUAAAGGGAGUAUUAGUAAAUACUUAGUGCCAGCUAUGUGAAGAACUACAAAAACUUGCAAAACUUCUAGAUAUUGACAUAAAUCCCCCCUCCCUUUUCUGGCCAUAUUAUGAAUGACCACAUUUAGAGUAAAAUUACCUAAUUUUUUGCUGUAGGUACAUUAGGAUCAGGCACAGUUAGAUCUCAGGUGGUAGUGACUUCUAAAUUGUUCUUAUGUUUGUGUUUUUAAAAAAACAUGUUCUUUAUUUCAGGAUUUUUUGUACACUGAAUGCAAUGUCUCUUGACCCUCUGUUUUAUGCCUUUCAUCUCUUGGAAAAGAAAAGUAUUGAACAGACUACUGAAGAAUGGAUUUUUAAUCUUUUUAAACAGUAAGUUUAUUACUUAUCUGUGGCUAAAGUUAAAAAUUCACUGUGGGAGAGUUUUGUUUAAAAUAUCCUGUAUUAUCAAAUGCUGUUGAGUGAUAUCUAAUGUUAGUUACACUCAGAGUAGUACCAAAAUCAACUUAAAAUCCAUUGAUUGCAAUGAGUGUGCUCUUACUUAUUUAUUUUUAUACCGCCCUAUGCCUGUAAUUUAUAUACCACCCUAUACCCAGAGGUCUCAGGGCAGUUCACAGAAUAAUUGGAUAUCACCCGUUACAUUUAUGUAUGUGUUCAGACUUGUAAAUCACAACAUGCCUGGUUGCCUAUGUUGGUUAUUAUUAUUUAUAUAGCACCAUCUGUGUACAUGGCACUUUACAUGUUCUUACAAUCUGCAACCUAACAAAGGAAAAUAACAUAGGCAAUGAAAGCAGUGGAAAACAGGGGAAUAAGAUGCAAUUAAGUUUCUUCGGCUUAGUUACUAUAGGGUAUUAUCACUAGAAGAUUGUUCCAAAGGUGAGUUUUUAGGAGAAAUUUGAAUGAGGUAAGGGAGAUGGUUGGACACAUUCUGGGAGGUAUUUGAGGCAGCAAGGGAGAAAGGGUGGAGAAUGAGACUUUUAGACAACAGUGGGUAAUGGAGCUGAAGAUGUAAAAGCCAAAGGAAGAGAGAUGUGUUAAGAUAUAAGAGCAGAGAGAUAAUGGGGAGGAAGGCCAUGGAACUUGGAAGGAUUUGAAGAUGAGCACAAGAAAUGUAUUUAUUUAUUUGUCAGAUUUCUCACCCACCCUUCACCAUAAGUUCCCAGGGUGAGUUACAACAGUAUAAUGUGCAAUUAUUUAAAAAGGUUAAACUAUUACAAUUAUAAAACAAGUAAAACCGUUCAAAAUUGAGCAGAACAAUAUAAAUUCAGCAAAAGUGAUGGGUCCCAUGAAACAAUUAAAGGCCAGGGUAAAAGAGGUUUGUCUACAGUAUACAGCAAAAACUGUACAGUGGUACCUUGGGUUACAUACGCUUCAGGUUACAGAUUCCGCUAACCCAGAAAUAUUACCUCGGGUUAAGAACUUUGCUUCAGGAUGAGAACAGAAAUCGUGCAGCAGCAGCGUGGCGGCAGCAUGAGGCCCCAUUAGCUAAAGUGGUGCUUCAGGUUAAGAACAGUUUCAGGUUAAGAACGGACCUCUGGAACGAAUUAAGUACAUAACCAGAGGUACCACUGUAUAGUGAAGAUGCUAAAUGCAGCUCUGUAGGGAGUUCCAUAAUUUAGAGGCUGUCACAGAGAAAGUAUUCUCUUGGGUUCUAUUCCCUUACUUCUGUGGUUGGUGGAAUUACGGUGGUACCUCGGGUUAAGAACUUAAUUCGUUCUGGAGGUCCAUUCUUAACCUGAAGUACCAUUUUAGCUAAUGGGGCCUCUCGCUGCCGCCGCACGAUUUCUGUUCUCAUCCUGAAGCAAAGUUAUUAACCCGAGGUACUAUUUCUGGGUUAGCAGAGUAUUUAACCUGAAGUGUCUAUAACCUGAAGUGUCUGUAACCCGAGUUACCACUGUACUAAGAGAGCCCCCUUUGCAGAUCUUAAAAGCCUGAGAAGGUCAGUAUGGAUGGAUACAAUUUUUAAGAUACUUGGGAGCGGAGUCGUCCAGGAUCUGGAAGGGGAUAGGAAGCCAGUAUAGGGAUUUAAGAAGGAGCAUCACAUGGUCAGUUUGCCAAGGGAGGUGACAUUGUCAGCAUAAUGUUAGAUGGAGAUGAUUGGAUGAAGAUGGGACAGUGGAAGACCUGAGAUGGCAGUAGCUAAAGAAAGAAGUUACCAGGGCAGGGGCCAGAGUUUUGCUGAGGAAGCAGAGAGGAAGGGCUAUAUUUUCUGACAUUGUAAUAGAUUAUAUGAUCUGGUGAUGGACUGGAUAUAGAGGUAUCCAUUAGGUGUUGCACAAUGGCAAGGACAUGGCAUUUGAACCAAGUACAAAAUUACCUAAUGCUGCUUCCAUUUGAGAACUUCAAACAUUGCUACUAUGCUUUGAGCUAGAAAAGGAGAACAUCAACCAGUGUUGGAACCCUUGGACUUCAUUGCUUUAAUUUGGUGAACAACGUUAUAGAUAACAUAACAGCAUAUAGGAAAACAAAGACCUCUCUAGCUCUGUUUAGGUGUUAGAAUUUUCAAAUCCUGGAAGGGGAAUAGGCCCACACACUGCUGUAUGCCCAAUGUCUCUGUAUGUGCAGGAUCUACCCUCACCUUCAUGUGUUGAGUGGUAAGAUUUAAAAGGGGUUUCUAAGUGUGUUCAACCAAAAGUACUUAGAAAACCCCCUCAGACCUUCUGGUUCAAUGUGGGAAGAAGGCUGGUGCAUGCAAGAAUGUUGCUAACGGGCAACUUGCAUGACCCUGUCUUUCCUAUUUCCCCCCCAGUUCCUCGUUCAGGCAUAAUGCCUGCACAGCACUUCUGUUUAAUGAUACCCCGUGCCCCCGACAAGAGGAUUUCCCACAGCAAAACAUCUACUUAGGGGAAAGACCUGUGUUAGAAAUGUUUAGGUCUGAUACCACUGAGGCACAUAUUUUCAAAUUUCUCUCUUUUGCUCCUGAUGUAUACAUAUUAUUCCUGUGAGAGUUUAUCUUUCAGAACAUGUAGUAAGGGUUUUUUUGUUUGCUGUAUUGCAGAGUGAAGCAUCUUUUAAAAUCUACUUAA